AUGACGCAGAGUUCAUUCAGAGUCGAUGAUGCAAGAGGACUGGAUUCCAUGUCUAUUGACCGGCGAAUGCAAUUAAGUUGCGGGCUCCGGGAGGCGCGCGAAGACGGCGUCCGCAAGCGCGGCGGCGCCGGGGACGGACGCGAGGGCGAGGAGGAGGAGGUUGGAGAGGCGCAGCGGGGAGGCGGCGAGGUGAGGAGGAGGGCGUGGCACUGGAGCGCGUGGGAGGCGGACCUGCACGCGCGGAGGCGGGAGAGGAGCGUCGGCGGGACGCGGAGGCCGCAUGGCUCACUGGCUCAGCAUGGCCGCUUCAAACUCUGA
This is a messenger RNA of Miscanthus lutarioriparius, 318 nucleotides long. The record is from the annotation of a GenBank genome assembly. NCBI's taxonomy places the organism in Eukaryota, Viridiplantae, Streptophyta, Magnoliopsida, Poales, Poaceae.